GACGCUUCGUGGCAGUGGGGCACACUUGCGCUGACUCCAUUCAGUGACUUCAUGUUGUUAAAUAUUCCCUCUCUACUUCAGUGCAUGUUUACGCUCUGGGAGAAGUAGCACAGUCCCCCAUCGACACUGGUGGUGUCGUUAUGGCAGCACUGGUCUGGUUUGGUUUGCAAUCGGACUUCGACCGAGAAUUGCGUUCGUCUGGAGCAUUUUGCAGCGGUGUGUGUUUUUGUGAACGGGGCUAAGCAUACAGGGACAUGGAAGUGUUAUCGGGCUGUUUAGUUGAACGAACCACACGGAGCGCUGCAGAGGGAGAGAGAGAGGUCGAGAGAGUGACAGAGUGAGUGUGUGUGUGAGCGAGAGAGAUAGAGAUAGAGAGAGAGGGGAGAGCGAGAGAACGGGGGAACUAGCAAGCAGCAGCAGCAGCAGCAGCAGCAGCUGCUACGAAGAGACACCAAAUGUGAUGCCUGAGGUCUGAGGAGCGGAGAUAAAGUCUGACGAAGAAAAAAGGACGAGCUGCCAACGGUGGAGAGGGAUCUGGACUAUGGUUCUGCUCAGUGGAAUGUAGCGCCUUGCUGCCCUCAAAGCACGAUUCAGAGACCUGCUGACCGGCACCUCAUGGUUUCUCUAUAGGGUGGUCUGGGGAGUCUGCUGCUACCAUGUUCAGGAACAGCUUGAAGAUGCUGCUGACAGGGGGCAAGGCCAACCGCAAGAGUCGGGGCAGUGAUGGUGGGACCGAGGACCCUGGAGACCCCCGCUCGCCUCUAGACCACCCGCUGAGCCACGCCGGCCAAGGUGGCAGUAUAGACAGUGACUGUGCCUUCGACGGAGACUACGGCGUGCCCCCCCUGUCCAUGACCGAGGGCAUGCAGCACAUCCGCAUCAUGGAGGGCGUGUCGCGCUCGCUGCCCUCCUCCCCCCUGCUGGCCCACCAGGCCGUCAACGUCCGCCUGCAGCCCGUGAAGAAGAUCACAGCCCCUCUGCGGAAAGCAAAGUUUGUGGAGAGCCCUCGAAUUCCUCAGUCAGAGCUUGGCUCCCCUACACACACCUCUACUACUGCCAAGAACCCUGAUCUGGACGCAUAUCGCCCUGGGGAGUCAGGUCCAGAACUGGGGCCCCCUCCAUCGGUGGAUGAGGCAGCCAACACAUUGAUGACGCGCCUGGGCUUCCUACUGGGAGACAAAGGCAGCGAGGGCCCAGCUGGUACCCAGUACAGCAUGGACGAGCCUGAGGACAGACAGGGCCACAACCAGAGGAUCAGUCCGUGCUCCACCCUGACCAGCAGCACCGCGUCUCCACCCGCAGGCAGCCCCUGCUCCACCCUGCCACCGAACAUGCCCGGACAGGCCGGUGCCUACGGCUCCGUCGCCAGCCCCACCUCCACCCUCGAGAGCCGGGACAGCGGCAUCAUCGCCACCCUCACCAGCUACUCUGAGAACGUCGAGCGCGGCGGCAAAUACGGCGGCGGCGGCGACGGUUGCCGCGGCAACAUGAAGCUGUGGCAGCCCCAGAAGUCGGGCAUGGACUCGCUGCUGUACCGCGUGGACGAGAACAUGACCGCCUCCACCUACAGCCUCAACAAGAUCCCCGAGCGCAGCCUGGAGAGCAUGUCCUCGCACUCGGCCCACUCCAUACCCCUCUACCUGAUGCCCCGCCCCAACUCUGUGGCCGGCGCUUCGCACCCUACCGGCCGGCGGACAUCGCCCUGAAGCCUCUGCUGUUCGAGGUGCCCAGCAUCACCAUGGACUCGGUGUUCACCGGCCGCGACUGGCUCUUCCAGGAGAUCGACGGCCAGCUCAACUCCGGCACCAGCUCGGGCGUGGUCGUCGUGGGCAACAUCGGCUUCGGAAAGACGGCCAUCGUUUCCCGCCUGGUGGCGCUCAGUUGCCACGGCACCCGCAUGCGGCAGAUCGCCUCGGACAGCCCCCAGGCCUCGCCCAAACACGGGGAGGGCCUGCCCCUGAGCCAGCCCCCACCCUCCCACGGCACCCUGGGGGGGGGCAGCUGUCCCGGGACCCCCGAGAUGAGGCGGCGCCAGGAAGAGGCCAUGAGGAGGCUGGCGUCUCAGGUGGUGGCCUACCACUACUGCCAGGCGGACAACGCCUACACCUGCCUGGUGCCCGAGUUCGUGCACAACGUGGCCGCGCUGCUGUGCCGCUCGCCGCACCUGGUGUCCUACCGGGAGCAGCUGCUGCGCGAACCCCACCUGCAGAGCAUGCUCAGCCUGCGCUCCUGCGUCCAGGACCCCCUGGCGUCCUUCCGCAGGGGGGUCCUCGAACCCCUCGAUGCACUUUACAAAGAGAGGAAGAUCAGCUCCGAGGAGGACCUCAUCAUCCUCAUCGACGGCCUCAACGAGGCGGAGUUCCACAAGCCCGACUACGGCGACACCAUCGUCUCCUUCCUCAGCAAAACCAUCACCAAGUUCCCCCCCUGGCUGAAGCUGGUGGUGACGGUCAGGACCACCCUGCAGGACAUCACCAAGCAGCUGCCGUUCCACCGCAUCUCUCUGGACGUGCUGGAGGAGAACGAUGCCAUGGACCAGGACCUGCAGGGUUACAUCCUGCACCGCAUCCACAGCAGCCCCGAGAUCCAGAACAACAUCUCGCUCAACGGCAAGAUGGACAACACCACCUUCGGCAAGCUCAGUGCCCACCUCAAGGCCCUGAGCCAGGGCUCGUACCUGUACCUCAAGCUCACCUUCGACCUCAUCGAGAAGGGAUACCUCGUCCUGAAGAGCUCCAGCUACAAGGUGGUGCCGGUGAACCUGGCGGAGGUGUACCUCCUGCAGUGCAACAUGCGCUUCCCCACGCAGACGUCCUUCGAGCGGGCUCUGCCGCUGCUCAACGUGGCCGUGGCGUCACUGCACCCGCUGACCGACGAGCAGAUCUACCAGGCCAUCAACGCCGGCUCGCUACAGGGCACUCUGGACUGGGAGGACUUUCAGCAACGCGUGGACAACCUGUCGGUGUUCCUGGUGAAGAGGAGGGACGGCACGCGCAUGUUCGUCCACCCCUCCUUCAGGGAGUGGCUGAUCUGGAGGGAGGAGGGCGAGAAGACCAAGUUCCUCUGUGACCCCAGGAGUGGACACACCCUGCUGGCCUUCUGGUUCUCCCGCCAGGAGAACAAACUCAACCGACAGCAGACCAUUGAGCUCGGCCAUCACAUCCUCAAAGCCCACAUCUUCAAGGGCCUGAGCAAGAAAGUGGGGGUUUCCUCAUCUAUUUUGCAAGGCCUGUGGGUGUCAUACAGCACAGAGGGCCUUUCAACCGCGCUGUCUUCGCUGCGGAACCUCUACACCCCCAACAUCAAGGUGAGCCGGCUGCUGAUGCUGGGCGGGGCCAACGUCAACUACCGCACGGAGGUGCUGAACAACGCGCCGGUGCUGUGCGUGCACGCCCACCUGGGCUACAUGGACAUGGUGGCGCUGCUGCUGGAGUUCGGCGCCGCGGUGGACGCGCUCUCCGAGAGCGGCCUCACGCCCCUGGGCUACGCCGCGUCCGGGGGCAACCUGGCCAUCGUCACGGCGCUCUGCCGCCGGAAGGCCACGGUGGACCACCUGGACAAAAACGGGCAGUGUGCCCUGGUGCACGCGGCUCUCAGGGGCCACAUGGACGUGGUGAAGUUCCUUAUCCAGUGUGACUGGGGCCAGGGUUCCCAGCAGCUGUCCCAGUCUCCCCAGCAGGCGGUCUUCACCAAGACCCACGCCGUGCAGCAGGCGCUGAUCGCCGCCGCCAGCAUGGGCUACACCGAGAUCGUCUCCUACCUUCUGGACCUUCCGGAGAAGGAUGAAGAGGAGGUGGAGCGGGCCCAGAUCAAUAACUUCGACACCCUGUGGGGAGAGACCGCCCUGACGGCGGCGGCGGGGCGGGGUAAGCUGGAGGUGUGCCGGCUGCUGCUGGAGCAGGGCGCGGCCGUGGCCCAGCCCAACCGCCGCGGCAUCGUGCCGCUGUUCAGCGCCGUCCGACAGGGGCACUGGCAGAUAGUGGACCUGUUGCUGAACCACGGAGCCGACGUCAACCUGGCCGAUAAGCAGGGGCGAACCCCGCUGAUGAUGGCUGCUUCAGAGGGCCACCUCGGCACGGUGCAGUUCCUGCUGGCUCAAGGAGCCUCCCUCUCCCUGACGGACAAGGAGGGUCUGACGGCCCUGAGCUGGGCGUGUCUGAAGGGUCACCUCCCGGUGGUGCGCUGCCUGGUGGAGAGCGGCGCCGCCUCGGACCACGCCGACAAGAACGGUCGCACCCCCCUGGACCUGGCCGCCUUCUACGGGGACUCGGAGGUGGUGCAGUUCCUCGUGGACCACGGGGCCAUGAUAGAGCACGUGGACUACAGCGGCAUGCGGCCCCUCGACCGCGCCGUGGGCUGCAGGAACACCUCGGUGGUGGUGGCCCUGCUCAAGAAAGGAGCCAAGAUAGGAUGUCAGACGCUGCCCAACCGGCCUCGAGGUCCGGCCACGUGGGCCAUGGCCACCUCCAAGCCCGACAUCAUGAUCAUCCUGCUCAGCAAGCUGGUGGAGGAGGGAGACGCCUUCUACAAGAAGGGGAAGGUGAAGGAGGCGGCUCAGCGCUACCAGUACGCCCUCAAGAAGUUCCCCCGUGAGGGCUUCAGCGAGGACCUCAAGGCCUUCAGGGAACUCAAAGUGUCUCUCUUCCUCAACCUGUCCCGAUGUCGCCGGAAAAUGAACGACUUUGGGAUGGCGGAGGAAUUUGCGACCAAGGCGCUGGAGCUGAAGCCCAAGUCGUACGAGGCGUACUACGCCCGGGCCCGCGCCAAGCGGAGCAGCAGACAGUUCCCUGAAGCUCUCGACGACCUCAACGAAGCCAUGAGGCACUGCCCCAACAACCGGGAGAUCCAGAGGCUGCUGCAGCGGGUGGAGGAGGAGUGCCGGCAGUUCGACCAGGAGGAGGAGGAGAUGGGCGGGCAGCCACAGCUGCAGCUGCAGCUCCAGCUCCAGCUGCAGCAGCAGCAGCAGCAGCUCCUGGAGCUGGAGCCUCCCCCCUCCCCUCCCCCCACGCCCCCCCCUGAGGAGCUGGGGGACGAGGAGUGCCUCUCCCUGUCCAUGCCCCUGCCCCCCCCGCCGGAGCCCCGGCUGGAGGACAUGGAGCCCGUGCAGGACCUGUUCGAGGACGACGACUACCUGGAGCAGGAGCUGGAGGCCAUGUCCCUGGGCCUGCCGCCGCCCGACUCCCACUCCAACACCUGCUCCAGCCUGCCCAUCAUCCACAGCCCGCCGCUGUCCCCCACGCACCCCGACCACGCCUACCUGUCCGGGGUGUCCCCCAUGGGGCAGCCGUACGAGUACCACCCCACCGCCUCCUCCAUGUCCUCGCCCACCCACUGCACCUACCAGUCCGCCUCGCCCUCCCUCUCGCCCACGCACCACAACUCCCACUACCGCCACAGCCCGCCGCACACCUCCCCGGUGCACCUGGCGUCCUACCGCUACAGCCCGCCGCUGGGGGGCGGCGGCCAGGGCAUGGAGCACCAGAGCCCGCCCCCCUCGCCGCUGCGCCGCUCGGCCCAGUACCGGGUGAGCCCGCCGGCCGAGGGCGUGUGCCUGUACCGCUCGCAGUCGGGCUCCCCCGUGCGCUACCAGACGGAGCAGCAGCCGCCCGGCCGGCCCAAGUCGCCGCUGUCCAAGCUCGCCAGCCAGCGCUCCUUCCAGCUCAGCUCGCAGCCCUCGCUGUCCUCCCAGCACCACCAGGCGCAGGGCCUGCGCCUGCAGCCCUCCAUCGCCCAGAUCGUGCGCACCAGCCAGCCCAACAGCGGCUACGUGGGCCAGAUGGGCCACAACAUGGGCAGCCGCUACCCGGGCGGCGGCGGCGGCGGCGGUGGCGGCGGCGAGAUGGAGAGCCGGCUGAUGUACCAGCCCUCCCUGGACGGGCGGCCCAUGGCGCAGGUGCAGGCCAGCCUGAGCGCCGGGGCCCUCUGUCAGCACGGGGGCCGAGGAGGGGUCAUGGAGCCCAACCUGUUGAAGGAAGAGCCGCCCCAGCGCCCCUCCUCUGCCUACCGCGCCAGCAGCGGGGGUCCCGGGGCCGCCCGCUACGGCCCCACGCCGCAGAUCAGCCGCAGCCAGUCGGCCGCCUACUACCCCGUGUCGGAGCACGUGCUGGAGCGCGCCAACGCCAUGCCCCAGUGCCAGCUGGAGUCCCCGGAGAUGGCGCACAUGGCGCGGCGGCCGGUCAGCGCCAACACGGCGGAGAUCAAGCCGCACGUGCCCACGCCCCGGCCCCUCAUCCACUCCCAGAGCGUGGGCCUGCGCUUCUCCCCGUCCAGCAACAACAUCGCCGCCGGCUCCACCUGCAACCUGGCGCCGGGCUUCCGGCCGUCCUCGUCCAUCCAGGGCAUGGAGAUCUCCCUGCAGGCCACGUACGAGCGCGGCUGCGACGACAUCUCGCCCAUCUCGCCCUCGCAGGGCGGCGGGGGGCUGUACCCGGGCGAGGCCACGCGCUCCCGCAACACGCCCUUCAUGGGCAUCAUCGACAAGACGGCGCGCACGCAGCAGCAGCAGUACCUGCACCAGCCCUCCCGGCCCUGGGCCAUGACGUCCAUGGACUCGGCCAUCAGCCCCACCUCGCCCGGCCAGCUGGUGCAGCAGGGCUCCACCUACAGCCCGCCCACCUCGCUGGGCAACAUCGCCUACUACAACAAGACCAACAACGCCCAGAACGGCCACCUGCUGGAGGAAGACUACUACUCCCAGUCGCAGCCGUCCUCGCUGGGCAAGCUGGCCAACGGGUCGCGUGGCGGCGGCGGCGGCAGCGGCGGCGGCGGGGACAUCCUGGAGCGCGUGAGCCAGGUGCCCACCUACCCGGACGUCAAGGUGGCCCGGACGCUGCCCGUGGCGCAGGCCUACCAGGACAACAUGUACCGCCAGCUCUCCCGGGACUCCCGGACCCAGGGCCCCAGCUCCCCCAUCAAACCAAAGAGACCCUUUGUGGAGUCCAACGUGUGACGGCCUCGUGUGCGUGUGUGUGUGUGUCGCCGGUGCGGGUCGGAGCGGACGGACGCACGGACGGGAGUGAGAGGAUCGCGAGCAAAAGAGAGGGAGAGAGGGAGAGAGAGGGAGAGGGAGAGAGAGGGAGAGAGAGGGAGAGAGAGGGAGGGCGUGGCUGCUGAACUCGGCGUAUGCGACUCGUCCGAAAAGAACUCACGACUUGAACUCAAAAGAGUAUACUAGAAAUAGAGUAAAUAGAGCAGUGUGGGCUUCUGAUCUCCCGCACGGAGAGAGAGAGGGGGGGGACGGGAGGGACGGGGGGAACAGCGGUCAGUAGGGGCCCGCACCGGGAAGCGACACACUUCAGAUAUAUCCCCACGACAACCACAACACGCCAUCGAUUCAUCAUCCUGCUCUGCACAGAAGCUCUCUAGGGUUACCAAGGAUGGUGGUCCCUUCUCUCCGAUCUCACGCUCAAUCAAAAAGACACGUGCACUUCCGGGAGGAAGUGUGGCACAAUGGGGAGGGCGCGGUUGGUGUGAGAUCCGAGAGGGGGACAGAACAGCGGGUCGGACCCGGUCAUCGUACUCGUGGAACUACGUACCCAUCUUCUGUUCUUUCACAGCGUGUGCUCGAAGAAGCCAGAGGUCGCAAGUAGGCACUAAUCUAUGUAAUACAAUAUUAUAUGUUCAAUACUGUACAUUGCCGCAGAAAAAGAUGACAAAAACAACUCGACAACUCAGUACUUAAUGGAAAAUAAAUGACAAUAUUUAUUAUUAAGUUAUAUAUUGUACAUAGAGAUACGAACCAAACCUAGUUUGCGUUUUUGAAUUGUAUUCUGUUGAGAACCAUGCCUUCGUGUCCCUUCACUAGUCACGCUGGGAAACGCUACCAGGGGGGGAGGGGGAGGGGGGGGACAUUGGCCAACUUCAAAAAGACAAGAAUUACCUCCAUUAUGUUUCCAACCUCUUCUUUUGUCGUCACGCAUCGCGCGAAAGUUCAAGUCAACAAUAGUUCCGCUCCCACGCUGUAGAUAGCCCUUCCCUGCGGACCGAGCUCCUGUGGGGUGGAGCUCCACAGACCUGACCUGAAACAUUAGAGAUCCACACACAAAACACAUAGUGACGCCGUGCCGUCCACCAAACGCUCAGCCCGCAGAUACAGAAGAACUGUGCAUGAACGGGUUUGGGCUAGAUUCGGGCUACGGUAUUGUUGAUGUUAAAAUGCUUCUCUUGCAUGUAUUAACAAAGAUACACCUAAACUACUGCACACAACAACGAAAACGGACUUUGGUGGCCAGAGUGGUCGUACUUUAUGGACAGCCCCCUCCUUACCCAUUUUGUUUUCUUUUUCUACAAUCUUACCAGGUCAGAUGUUUGAGGUUCAGUUUGUUGAGGCUCCACUGUAUAUCUUCAGUUGCGUGGGUGCACUCGCACGCGUGUGCGUGUGCGUGUGCGUGUGUGUGUGUGUGUGUGUGUCGCUGUAUUAUAACAGACCUCAUCCUAUGCCUUAGUGUGAACUUCAACUAACCGCCAUGGCGGCUGUCUCGUGGCAUCGUCUUGGCCCAGGCAGUGGGACCGGCUCGAAAUCAAUAAACCACUUUGGAAUUCUCGCUUCACUGUUUGCUUGUGAAGACGCCUAGGGCGGUAGUUUUGUACAAGCUCAUAGAAAAAUAGUUUUGCUAAAUUCUCAAAAGACAGUGUACUGUAUUCAACACUAUAAUAGGCCAUUCGUGCAAUACAUUGAUUUGUUGUUUGAUUUUUGUUUAGAGGGAUUCUGUUUUUUCCUUUACUAUACAGACUCAAUGAUAAAAUAGCAAAUGUACCGGUGCUCAUAGCCGAUGAGUGUCGUAAACUACUUAAAAGGAACAUGCGUGGGAACCGCUUGACGGGAUGUGGAGAAACGCAAGGCUUCUAAACAACACUGAUACAAGCACACACAUUGUGUGCACCCGAAUCCGUUGGGACAUUUUCUUCUUCUGCAUUAUCGGAUGCCUUUUCUUUCCAUUUACCCAUGCUACACCUUUAUUGUUCUGCCAUUUCUGCACUAAAACGCCUGGGAUGUUCUAAAACUGAGGGUGCACUUUAUGUAUUUAAUUUACUGUUCUGAUGUGGGGGGGAAGAGUGCCUGGUUGGUCUAUACGUGGACUCCCUGACUGCUCACUGAGCGGGCCUAGGCACGACUAUGUUUCAUAAUGCCAAGUGACGGGAAGGGAGAGCAGGAACUUUUCAAUGAGAAUCUUGUACAGACUUUCUUAGCAUACAUUAUAUCUGCUGUAUGAAUGUCUCCACUGGGUAGGGUUGAGGUUACGCUUUCGACAUUAUGCUCAGAUAAUCCACCACUGGGCUAAUUCAUCUGCCGGAAACAGGAAAGCCAUUUUUAAUCAACUGGUUUCAUGCACAAAGCAAAUAUCUGCCACUGUGCUGAUAUUUUUUAUAUUUGUGCUGUCAAUGCAACCAAAUUAAUUAAAUCUGGUCACAUCUGCUAUAUAUUUAUAUUUAGUUUGGUUAUUGAGGAUUGAGGCUGUUUUGGUUGGAUGUCACUCACAGAUGAAUGCAGGUUUUCUUUUUUGUUGAUCAUAUAGAAAAUAGAAAAGAUUUUGAAUGGCUGCCCACUAGUUAUUUAAUUCGGGUCUGCCUCAUAACGUUUCUUCCCUCAAUAGCGUGUUCUGCCAUGUGAGAGAGAGAUGUCCGACAGAUCAGACCGGAGGAAAAGGUGCGACUGUAUAAUACUUAAUUUGAACAGAAGAACUUUUGGGGGGCGUAUGGUUUCAACAUGUGGAUGUAUAUUAGUUUGAUGUAAAUAGUCCAAUGCAUGUUCGAUUCUUUCCAUGAGCUCCAGCAGAAAUAUGUAAAGCAGUGUCCUGAUUCUGGUGUGUGAGUGUGCGAUAUAUACUGUCUGGAUUUGGGAAUAAAAUAAGGAAACUCUCCCUGAAUCAUUUUCUUCAACUGUGCCAGACGACGGCAAAACUCCAGAGUCAUUUAUUUUAAUUUAAUGUAUUCGCUUGCUGAGCAGAGUUCUAUUUGUGUGUAAAUGUGAGCUUUCAGAUCGCUGUGAUUAAACGAUACAAAAGUAUGACUAAAAACAAUAAAAAGAAUGUGUUUUUAUCUCAUGAUAAAUGAUUGUAAUCUGUACAGUCAACACACAGUAUGUACUGGAACAAAAAGAAACAUUUAUAAAUGCUUACCAACUGUCA
Messenger RNA from Gadus morhua (Atlantic cod), 10127 nucleotides. RefSeq names its product tetratricopeptide repeat, ankyrin repeat and coiled-coil containing 2b (gene tanc2b). NCBI's taxonomy places the organism in Eukaryota, Metazoa, Chordata, Actinopteri, Gadiformes, Gadidae. Gene Ontology annotation, cellular component: dendritic spine. The record is from RefSeq and is a predicted model, not a curated record. Gene Ontology annotation, molecular function: protein binding. Gene Ontology annotation, biological process: regulation of dendritic spine morphogenesis.